GUUUAAACUAGGGAGGCUGUGUAAAACAUUAUAAACCUCAUGGCCGACACCGAGGGCAAGUUCUGCUUCGCCAUCGACCGUGGCGGAACCUUCACCGACGUGUUCGCUCGCCUGCCGGACGGUGAGGAACGGGCGAUGAAGCUCCUCUCGCGGGACCCACAGAACUACGAAGACGCCCCGACCGAAGGGAUCCGGCGAAUACUGGAACAGGCGACGGGAGGGAGUUUCCCACGUGAUCGGCCGGUGGACUCGUCUCUGAUCGGAUGGAUCCGGAUGGGCACCACGGUGGCGACCAAUGCGCUGCUGGAGCGCCGGGGGGAGAGGAUGGCGCUCGCCGUGACGCGGGGCUUCAGGGACCUACUGCACAUCGGCACACAGGCCCGACCCGACCUGUUCGACCUGGAAGUGCGUGUACCUGACGUGUUGUACGAGGAGGUGAUUGAAGUGGACGAGAGAGUCGUCCUCCAACAAGAAGCCUGCCGACUGCCCAGCAAGGAUCACGAACGCAUCAUAACGGGAACUACAGGGGAGCGUUUGGAAGUGUGGCGCGAGCUGGACCUGCAGAGUGUGGAACGAGAUCUGAAAGCCGUUCUGUCUCGGGGAAUCACCAGCGUCGCCGUGCUGCUGCUUCACUCCUACAUUUACCCGGAUCAUGAGCGUGCGGUUGGCGCGCUGGCUCGGCGGCUCGGCUUCACCCAGGUCUCUCUAUCCAGCGAGGCGAUGCCCAUGAUCAGAGCCGUGCCGCGUGGCUAUACAGUCUGUGUGGAUGCCUAUCUCACACCAAAAAUACACCAGUACCUCAACGCCUUCACCUCCGGCUUCAACGGAGGACUCGAAGACGUGGACGUGCUGUUCAUGCAGUCGGACGGCGGUUUGACUCCCAUGGAUCGGUUCUGCGGCUCUCGCGCGGUUCUGUCCGGCCCUGCCGGGGGCGUCGUGGGCUACGCCGUCACCUCCUACACGGACGCGCAGCGCACGCCCAUCAUCGGCUUCGACAUGGGAGGUACGUCCACAGAUGUGAGUCGCUACGCCGGUCAGUACGAACACGUGUUCGAGUCCACGACGGCCGGGGUCACGCUGCAAGCUCCUCAGCUGGACAUCAACACUGUGGCAGCGGGAGGCGGAUCCUGUCUUUUCUUUAGGUCGGGGAUGUUCGUUGUGGGUCCUGAAUCUGCUGGUGCUCAUCCUGGACCUGCCUGCUACAGGAAAGGAGGCCCCCUCACGGUCACUGAUGCUAAUUUAGCGCUCGGACGUCUGCUGCCUUCCUUCUUCCCUCACAUCUUCGGCCCUGAAGAGAACGAGCCGCUGUCCACGGAGGAGACCGUGAGACCUUUCAGACGGCUCACCACUGAGAUCAAUCACUUCCUUUCUAGCAGCCAGUCACAGUGUGAUGAUAAUGGAGUGAGCCAAUCAAACAGUAGCAUUCCCAGAAAAGACGAUUCAGAGAUGACCGUGGAGGACGUGGCUAUGGGGUUCAUCCGAGUUGCGAAUGAGGCCAUGUGCCGACCAAUCAGAGCGCUGACGCAGGCGAAGGGUCACGAUACAUCUCAGCACAUGCUGGCGUGUUUUGGAGGAGCAGGAGGGCAACACGCGUGUGCCAUUGCACGAACACUGGGCAUGAAAUCCGUCUUCAUACACAAGUACAGCGGCGUGUUAUCAGCGUACGGUUUGGCUCUAGCGGACGUGGUGGAGGAGGUUCAGGAGCCGUGCGCCCUGCAGUACAACACACACUCCUACUCCGAGCUGGACCUCAGAAUCCAGCAGCUCUCGCAGCGCUGCCACGAUACACUGCACAGGCGUGGAUACACCAGUUCUCAGAUCAGUCUGGAGGUUUUCCUAAACAUGCGUUACGAGGGAACCGACUGCGCGCUCAUGAUCGGCUCCGCCGAAUCCCCCGCUCACUCGCAGUCCUGCGGCGCCGGGGACUUCCGCACCUCCUUCACCGAACGGUACAUGAAGGAGUUUGGCUUCACCAUCGACGACAGGCCCAUGACGGUGGACGACAUACGUGUUCGCGGAUCCGGAAAGUCGGGGAUCGGGUCGAAAUCCGCUGCCAAAACGGUGAAUCGGGCGCCCACACCUGCGCAGAUGACCAAGUGUUUCUUUGAGGAUAAAUAUCUGGACACGAGCGUGUACAUGUGGGAAGAUCUGUCAUGUGACCACAGCGUUGACGGUCCAGCAAUCAUCAUAGACAAAAACAGCACCAUCCUGGUUGAACCGGCUUGUUCGGCCCGACUGACCGAGAGUGGAGACGUGUGUCUGGACGUGGGAACAGACAGCAGGUGUGCGCUGGGGACCGAACUGAACGCGGUACAGCUGUCCAUCUUCUCCCAUCGCUUCAUGAGCAUCGCAGAGCAGAUGGGGCGUGUCCUACAAAGAACGUCCAUCUCCACGAACAUUAAGGAGCGACUGGACUUCUCGUGUGCCGUAUUCGGACCCGACGGUGGUCUGGUGUCUAACGCGCCUCACAUUCCCGUUCACCUUGGUGCCAUGCAGGAGACCGUACAGUACCAGUUAAAGGCUUUAGGAAGCAGCCUGAUGGAGGGAGAUGUGAUUUUGAGUAAUCACCCAUGUGCCGGUGGAAGCCACCUUCCAGACCUCACUGUCAUUACACCGGUGUUUCGGCGUGGCGUGAGCGCGCCAGUGUUUUUUGUGGCCAGCAGGGGUCAUCAUGCCGAUAUAGGCGGCAUCACUCCGGGCUCGAUGCCCCCGCAUUCUACCUCUUUGCAGCAGGAGGGGGCAGUCUUUACCUCCUUCAAACUCGUCACAGGGGGAGUCUUCCAAGAGAAGGCGGUCACAGAGGCCCUCCUGGCUCCUGGUCGUUACCCAGGAUGCUCUGGGACGCGGAAUCUUCACGACAACCUGUCCGAUCUGAGAGCUCAGGUGGCAGCCAAUCAGAGAGGGAGUCAGCUGGUGGGAGAGCUGAUUGAUGUUUACGGAUUGGAGGUGGUCCAGGCGUACAUGGGUUAUAUUCAGAGUAAUGCAGAGCUAGCUGUACGAGACAUGCUGAAGGAGUUUGCGAAGCGCAGACGCGAGCAGAGCGGCCUGCUGGAGGCCACGGCUGAAGAUCAGAUGGACGAUGGGACGCCCAUCAAGCUAAAAGUGAAGAUAGACGAACAGGAAGGCAGCGCAGUGUUUGAUUUCUCAGGAACAGGUCCCGAAGUUUGGGGGAACUGUAACGCCCCUCGCUCCAUCACCCUCUCCGCCCUCAUCUACUGCUUACGCUGCAUGGUGGGACAGAGCAUCCCACUCAACCAGGGCUGUCUGACCCCCAUUAAGGUCAUAAUUCCUCCCGGGUCGAUUCUGCAGCCGUCCCAGGACGCCGCGGUGGUCGGGGGAAACGUCCUGACCUCCCAGCGUGUGGUGGACGUCAUCUUCCGAGCGUUCGAAGUGUGCGCCGCCUCGCAGGGCUGUAUGAACAACGUCACGUUCGGCAGUGACCGGUGCGGUUACUACGAGACCGUGGGCGGUGGAGCCGGGGCCGGGCCGGGAUGGAACGGGCGGAGCGGAGUCCACAGUCACAUGACCAACACGCGCAUCACCGACCCCGAGAUCCUGGAAAAGAGGUAUCCGGUGGUGCUGGAGCAGUUCUCUCUGCGUCCUGGUUCUGGAGGUGGGGGACGUUACCAGGGGGGUGACGGGGUGAUCCGGAAACUUCUCUUCCGAGAUAAAGUGAUCCUGUCGGUGCUGACGGAGAGACGCGCAACACGACCGUACGGUUUACACGGAGGACAGAGUGGAUCAGCUGGACUGAAUCUUCUCCACCGCGCUGAUGGACGACUUUUAAACCUUGGAGCCAAGACCUCAGUGAGCCUUGAACCUGGGGACCGGUUUGUUCUCCACUCUCCCGGAGGAGGAGGAUACGGAAACGAGGAUGAGGAGGAGAAGCAUCCGCCGUCCACCAAACGUCAGUGCACCGGUCAGGUCUUCACCGAGAGGGGGAGUGUGUACGAGUACCGCCGAGCUCAGGAGAGUGUAUGAUCACAGACUGAACUGACCCCCCCCCCUCCUUCCCUCCACAGCUACAUACACAUACAAACGCUGGGUGCUAUGAAUUAGGAAAACCUCCAGGUACCUCAAAGAUCAGCUUUACUCUCUGGGACUCCUGAUCACAGCUGACUUGGGGUUAGACUUAACACUUGGAUGCUUAGGAAACUUCUUAAUUAUAUCAGUAUAUAGUAUAAUAUCAAACUCAUUCACCUUUUAUCCUGGUCAGGGUCUUGGUUGGUCCAGUGCCACCCCAAGACACUGGGUGCAAGGCGGGAAUACACCCUUGGCAGGGGCUUAUGAGAAGUUUUUUACAGCCAGGAUGACCUAAAUCAUGCAGGAGGUGGAUUGGCUAGCCUAGGUGUAAAGAUACUGUUCCCACUGCAAUCCUGACCGGGACGAAGUGAGGAACGCAGAGCCGGACGUACACCCUGGCUAGGGUUCCGGUCUAUGGCGUAUGGAGAACAUGCCAAAGUCCUUGCAGGCCAGGAUGACCUAACGCAUGACUUGCCCAGGUGUAAUAACUGUGUGGUGCCUGACCCACUGCGAUCUUGACCAGGAUGAAGCGAGGAACGCGGGGCAGGGUGCCGGUCUAUUGCAGGAUGGAAGUUAAUCAGAGUAUUCAGGGAAGAAAAAGCAUCCUGGCAUGGGGAGAACAUGUCAAAGUCCUUGCAGGCAUUGAUGGGAGACGGGGAUGGAACCCAGAUCCUCAGGACUCAUGUCGAUGUGCAGCACUCUAUUAGCCUUAAUGCACCAAACGUUAUUACUUUACGUGCAUCUACGUUUCCAGUCUGACACUGGUCAGGGUCACAGUGGGUCAAGUAGUCCUAAAAAAGCCAAUGCACCUACUGGCAUGUUUUCUAAGGGUGCUAUAAACUUUGAUUAUGUUGGGAAAAGGGAUCAAAUAAAAAAACUGCAUUUAAUCUAUUUAAUAAUAAACAGUUUAUGAGUGGAUGCUGCACAGCACCAGGGACCUGGAAACCUGGGUUCGAAUCCUAUGUGUAUAUGUAUAUUUAUAUAUAUAUAUAAGGAAUUUUUAGUUAGGAAUUUGGCAUGUUCUCACCAUGCCUCCUGCUGAUUUCCUCUAGGUUCCUACGUUUCUACCCAACUUCCCCCAAACUACUUGUAGGUGGAGUUAUAAUCAUUAAUAAUCACGUCAUCCUUGUCAGGGUCACGGUGGGUCAGGAGUCCAGGAGUGGGUCAGUUAAAGCAGCCAAUCCACCUGCAUCUUUGGGAGGUAGGAGGUAACUAAAGCACCUGGAGAUCUGCAGUAGAUCUCGUUUAUAUUUUCAGAAUUUAGCAGACGCCUUGAGGGCCUUGCUCAAGGGCCCAGCAGCAGCAACCUGGCAGUAGUGGGACUUGAACCAGCGACCUUCUGAUUACUAGUCCUGUACCUUAACCACCAGGCUACAACUGCCUCAUUUAACUAUCUGAAACAGAAACGAAUGUCUUUCUAACAAAACCAUUAAAUUUUGGGACGCAACUGUGCAUGCCGGGGUUUCUUCUUACUGUUCAGCAUCUACUGUACAUUUGGACCCGUUUCGGGGGGGGGGGGCCUGCGCUUAUCAGGAGCCUCCUGCCGAGGUGAAUCGUCUUGUUCUCAUCACACUCAGGAAUCCAUGAGGGUUCAUCGCAUCCGACCUUAUUUACUGCCCAAACGACACUGUUCAGUUUAAUUUAUUCCUGGAUCAUCCUGAUAUCCAGCACCGAACCUUCAGUGCUUUUCAGGAGGGGGGGGCUGGAGCCUAUCCCAGCUUUUCAAUGGGCACAAGGCACACAGUAAUCGCAGGGCAGACACACACACACACACCCAUUCACCUAUAGGGCAAUUCAGUGUCUCCAAUUAACCUGGCUGCGUGUUUGUACUGUGGGAGGAAACCCACACUGAUACGGGGAGAACAUGCAAACUCCACACAGAAAGGACCCGGACCGCCCCGCCUGGGGAUCGAACCCAGGACCUUCUUCCUGUGAGGCGACAGUGCUACCCACUUAGCCACCGUGCCGCUCGUUGUCCAAACAUCAAAGAGGAAAAAAAACGGCCUCCUAAUUCCACAUUACUAAUUAUGAUUGACUGCAGCUCAUGUAAAUAAGGUUAGUUCGACAUUAAAAAGAAACCUGGAACAGACCGGAAAACCCAAAGUAUCACCUCAUUCUGAGAGGAGAUUGAUCCGGACGGCAGAUCCCGGUCCAAUAACCUUCUAAAAAAAACUAAAACAAGGGAGUUGGAACACACACAGCACUGUCCACAGUUGAUGGGUUGAAAGAAGCAGCCUCCUGCACAACCAGCACAUGAAGGACGUUUGUCUUCCAGCAAUUCAGACACAGCAGAAGUAUUUUGAAUCCCAGAAUAAUAUGGAAUACGGGACACGUGUGUUACAGCAGCACUGCAUGACCUGUAACAUUAAACAUGCCUCUAAACGUG
This is a messenger RNA of Trichomycterus rosablanca, 6409 nucleotides long. It is a transcript of the gene oplah, whose product is annotated as 5-oxoprolinase, ATP-hydrolysing. The transcript is spliced from 27 exons. The record is from RefSeq and is a predicted model, not a curated record. Lineage: Eukaryota; Metazoa; Chordata; Actinopteri; Siluriformes; Trichomycteridae. Gene Ontology annotation, molecular function: 5-oxoprolinase (ATP-hydrolyzing) activity. Gene Ontology annotation, cellular component: cytosol. The coding region runs from base 40 to 3981 and encodes 1313 amino acids. Gene Ontology annotation, biological process: glutathione metabolic process.